Messenger RNA from Ramularia collo-cygni, 1491 nucleotides. RefSeq lists its product as uncharacterized. The transcript is spliced from 2 exons. The record is from RefSeq and is a predicted model, not a curated record. Lineage: Eukaryota; Fungi; Ascomycota; Dothideomycetes; Mycosphaerellales; Mycosphaerellaceae. Bases 1 to 1491 code for a protein of 496 amino acids.
AUGCCGGCUGGCGUGGGGGAGACGUUGUUGGUCACCCUAUUUGCGGAUUGCCAUUACUACUUCAGUGAUCCUUCCUCGAAACCUCCUCACCAUCGAUUCGAUCGCGGAUCCUAUGUCUACUUGUUCUACAACUCCACUGCCCGACAAGCAAAACUUGAAGUUGCCAACAAUGCUGGCACAGCGGAACAGGAUGCYUUUCAUGGAUAUCUGAAUGUUGCCAAUGUGGCUUAUAGCUACUUACAACCUACAUUGUGUACGCUGUUCAUCAACACGGGAGCUGUCCAAGAUCAAUCGACCUGGCACCUCCCUACCUUGGAUCCACGAAAUGAGCAGAAAUACUCAUACAAACUGCAUGCAGUGGAUAUCUACUUUUGGACAGAGAAAGACGCCGGGACCUUCCUCUCCAAUUUGAAGAACAUCCUAGGAGGGGAUAAAUUCGACAUCAAACACGCCCCUGCAUCAGCCUCUUCAGGGUUCGCUUCCCCUUCACAUUCCGAACAUCGGGAUUCGAUGAGUCCAGUCGUACAACUCUUGGAAAAGACAGCGGUAGGAACACAUUUCCCCCCUCGAGCUCCCAGCGCUGUAUCUGCGCAGUCAUUCCCUGGACCUCCCACGCCUGCGACGAGUGGAGGUGGUGCUUCUCCCAAUCCUGUCCCCGCGCCUAUGGCGUACAAUCCUGCUGCUCCCGCGGCGCCAGAACCGGUGGUGUUCAGGGAGAAGACGCCGCCGCCUAUUGAUGAGAAUGGGACGGGAUUGGGGAUGGUGGCCAAGUAUGAUAGUGCGCCGCCGCAGAACCAUUCAUACGGAGGUCUGUCUGGGAUGGGGUAUGGAAACACGUCUCAGCCGAUUCAUUUCAGCGGACCACCCCCGCAACAAUAUCAACAUCAACCACGACAAGCUUCGCAAACGAGUUUCCCUGGACCACCACCUCAGACUUCUGGGUCUAUGGAGAACGUCCCGAGGACGUUUUCGGGAAGUGUUCCUCCACCUCCUCCGCAGGGCCAACACAGAGCACCGUCGUUUGGUCCCAUGGCGCAGAGUACUCUACCGCAGUCCCCUCCUCCGGGGCAAACGUCUUUCCAGAGACAAUCUGUGACUCCUACACAGCAGCAUGCAAUCUAUACUCCUGGUCAACCGCAAUCUCAAUACGCUACGGUAGCGAGUCCUCCGGCUUACUCUACACCGUUGCAAUCUCCUGGAUUCCCUGGACCUCCUCCUCCUCAUCAACAACAACAGCAACAACAGCAGAACGUUCCGAUUGGCGGGUAUGGACAUUACUCGUAUUCAGCAGCUCAGACGCCUCAGGCAGGGGAAUUUGGGAAUAUGGGUGCCUAUCAGGGCGACUUGCACAGUCAGGUUUAUAGACCUACCGAGGCGGAGGUGGGCUCGCAUGUCAAGCCGGCGAGCACGACGGCAAAACCUGAGGGCAAGGUGGGCAAGGUGGAGGGGAAUGUGAAUAAGUAUUUGAAGAAGUUGGAUAAAUUAUGGUAG